UUUCCAUUUUCCACUUCCGGGAAAGACCGGAAACUGUCUGCUGAAACGAAAAUCCACUGCACUGCACUCACUGCACUGCAGAAGAAGGGAGGGACUGCAGAUAUGGCGGUUUGGACAAGGCAGAUUCGACUCUUGAUAUGGAAAAACUUCAUCUUGCAGAUCAGAAGGCCUAUUGGAACAGCAGUGGAGAUCAUUGUUCCUGUUGCUCUCUCAGCUAUUCUUAUUGUUGCAAAAAUUGGCCUUAAGGAUGCUACAUCUGAAAAAUGCUUUAGUACAUUUGAUUCAAAAGAUGUAUCACAAAUUUCACACAUGUACUACCAAAGCCGGUACUUAUACUAUCCUGACCUUGGUUGGGCUCAAAAAAUUGUCAAUGCAUCGGGAAGAUAUAGAAAGUUUUUCUUUAAUCGUGAUAGACAAGGGAAUAAAUUGACUUCAGAAGAGGCUGUUGCAAGGUUGGUUGCUGAGUCCAAGCAAUAUUAUGAUGGAGCAAUUAUCUUUAAAGAUGUUACAUCAGAUAGUAUUCCAAAGCGUGUAUCAUACAAGAUUCGACGGCUUCCUUCAGACUAUUCUGGAACAAAUAGGAUUUAUCGUCAGUUCCAGUCUCCAGGGCCAAACAGCUAUUCCGAUUAUGAGUGGCAAUUUUUGCCAAUGCAAUGGCUGCUUGAUUCAAUAAUCAUAAAACUGCAAACCAACCAGACUCAGUUUACAUCGCUUGACAGGUUAACGCAAUUUCCUUACCCGUCGUACAAAGAUGAUCCAUUCAUCGCAACCGUACAAGCACUGAUGCCCAUAUUGUUUGUGGUUGCCUUCAUCUACACCGCUGUUUGCAUGAUCAGGGAAAUUGUAAGAGAAAAGAAAGAGCGACUUAAAGAAGCGAUGAAAAUGAUGGGACUUUCUAACUGGGUCCACUGGGUGUCGUGGUUCGUUAAAAAUUUCGCUUUUUUGACGAUAUCUUGUGCCUUGAUAACAAUUGUCCUGAAGGCAUCGAAAGUGUUCGAGUACACGGAUGGUUUUUUGCUCUUCGUUUUCUUUCUGGCCUACUCAUUUUCAAUAAUUUUCUUCUGCUUCGCUAUCAGUGUUUUCUGUUGCAAUGUCAUCUGUGGAAUGCUGGUCGGUGCGCUGUUUUGGAUCGCUACCUAUGUACCCUAUGCAGUUAUUGCUAGUGGAACAAACAUAUACGACACCAUGAGCGUGAGCCAAAAAGCAGCUGCUUGUCUACUCCCAAACACGUGCCUCGGAAUCGGUAUUCAAGUCAUGACAAAUCUCGAGGCUGCACAGAUCGGAUCGCAGUGGGAUAACAUUGCCAUGUCAUCAUCUGUUGAUGAAAACUUCAACCUUCUGAUGGUUAUCAUCAUGUUCUUCGCUCAGUCGUUGAUUUGGUGGAUUAUAACAUGGUACGUCGAGGCUGUUUUUCCUGGUGAAUUCGGUGUCCCAAAGCCGUUUUACUUCUUUCUCACUCCCAACUACUGGUGCAAAACUGGCAUGUGCAAACAAGAUACUGGCUGUCUCGAUGAGAAUUUGGAGAUGAUGGUAAAGGAAACCAAUCCAGAUGUUGAAAAAGAAUCGAAAGAUUGUAAAGUAGGAAUUGACAUAAGAAACUUGACUAAGGUUUUCAAGGGAGCGACUGGGAAGAAAGUGGCGGUAAAUGGCUUGAAGUUGAGAAUUUAUAAAGGACAGAUCACCGCCUUACUUGGUCACAAUGGCGCAGGGAAAACGACAACUAUGUCGAUCCUUACUGGUCUGUUUACGCCAACAAGUGGAGGUGCAAUGAUUGCAGGGAAGGAUAUCAACACACAAAUGGAUGAAAUAAGAGAAAGCCUUGGUUUAUGCCCCCAGCAUAAUGUUUUAUUUGAUCGACUGACCGUACAAGAACAUCUAGAGUUCUUCAUUGCUUUGAAGGGUACGCCAUCAAAGACUGCAAAAUUGAAAAUUGAUGAAAUGCUCAAUGAUAUAAAGUUAGCAGACAAGAAAAAUGCCCGUUCGAUGACUUUGUCUGGAGGAAUGAAGAGAAAAUUAUGCUGUGCUAUUGCUUUGAUUGGCGAUCCAGAUGUUGUUUUCCUUGAUGAGCCUACAAGUGGUAUGGAUGCAUAUGCACGCAGAGCCACGUGGGAUCUUCUUGAGAAGUAUGCAAGCAACAAGACCAUUGUACUCACGACGCAUUUCAUGGACGAGGCUGACUACCUUGGAGACAGAAUUGCUAUAAUGGCGGACGGAGAGCUGCGUUGUUGUGGUAGUUCACUUUACUUAAAGAAAAAAUAUGGCGUUGGAUACCACUUGACGUUGGUGAAGAAUAGUGAUUUUAAUGAAAUAGACACUGAUAAAAUAAUUGUAGACGCUGUUCCUACAGCAAAAAUGGCAAGUAAUGGCCAAUCAGAAAUCAGCUAUCUCUUAGAACACGAGCAUUCGAAGAAAUUCAGAGAUUUGUUUGAAAAACUCGAGGGGAAAAAGGAAGAACUUGGUUUGCGAAGUUUCGGAAUUUCUGUCACAACAAUGGAGGAAGUGUUCUUAAAAGUUGGAGAAGGAAGUGAUAAGGCUUUUCCAGAUGGUGUUGUUCCAAGAUCAGCUGAGACCACUAUGAAAGGGAUUUGCAGUGAUCAAGAGAAACUGACAGGGAUUGCACUCAGCCUUGCACAGUUCCGUGCCAUGGUUACAAAAAGAUUCUUGAAUUCAAAGCGAGAAAAGAAAGCAUUUGUAACCCAGCUGUUGUUACCUCUUGUUAUGAUUAUCGGUGGUUUGUCUCUAAAUCUAGUGACGUCAUCGACAGCAGACCAACCACCUCUUGUUCUCGAUUUGUCCAUGCUGAGUGAUCCAGGACAGACUACGCAUGCCUAUAUCGCCAAUUAUAAGGAAUGGAACCAAUCAGAUACUUGGCAAACCUGGCAAAAUAUCAUCGGAAAUUACUUCAGAAGUGUGAGAGUGUCACAGCAAGAUAUCACCAACGACUCCUUAAAAAUACGAACAUUGAAUACAAAUAACAGUGUCACUUACAAAGGGAAAACAUACCAGCUAGAGGACACAGACAAAACAGCCUGCUGCAAAUAUGGAGACCUUGUGCUCAAUGCAAAGUGUAAAAAAGCUGUUGAUUCCAAAGAGAGUUACGAAUCACUGUGUGGCAAGAAUGAUAAAGGUUUUGGCUACUCGUCGUGCAAAGAUUGUAUCAAUGGAAUCCAAUCCCCUUACUCGUGCCCAGUUUCUGUUAUUAGCACAGACUUAGCAAAUCCAACCACAUUCUACACUGAAUAUGUUUUGGAAAAGAGCAACUCGAAGAGAUUUUUUAGGAAGUAUGUUGCUGGGAUAACUUUCGAGAAUAAAACCUGGAAAAGACAAUCUAACAGAGAUUUCGAAAUGAAUGUGUGGUAUAGUAACCAGGCUCUGCAUACGCUGCCAUCAGUUUUCAAUGCCGCCAGUAAUAUCGUUCUAAGAUACCUCAAGGGUGAUGAGAGCUACGGCAUUGAAGUAACCAAUCAUCCUUUGCCACUGAGUAAUAAAGAAAAGCAAAGAGAAAGCGCUUUCUCAGGGGGAAACAUCAUCUUGACAAUAUUUGUAACCUUGGCGGCUACUUUUGUUGCUGCUAGCUUCAUCGUUUUCAUUGUCUCCGAGAAAAAAUCAAAGGCAAAGCACAUUCAGUUUGUAAGCGGUGUCAAUGGGUGCAUCUACUGGGUGUCUUGUUUCUGCUGGGACUUCAUUAAUUAUUUGCUGCCAGCUGUCGCAAUGGCCAUCUGCUUUGCCGCUUUUCAGAAUACUUUCGUCAAAGGCAAUGACCUUUAUGCCCUCUGCUUAAUUAUAUUCAUGCACGGCCUUGCCGCUCUCCCGUUUACAUACUUGGUGUCUUUUAUCUUCAAAAGUCCCUUCGUUGCAUAUGCGGUUAUGUCCAUUAUCGGCUUUGGAAUCUGUGUGGCCAUGACUUUUGCCGUCUUCAUCUGUCGUUUUGAAGGCAGUUCCUGCUCAAGUGCUGCUCCAGUAAUGCAUAAAUUGUUUCUGCUAAUACCGAUGUAUGGUCUUUCAAGCAGUGUCCUUGACAUCAGCAAUAAUGCAAACAACAGGGAGCUCUGCUCAAAAAGCAUGGCUGCGUGUAAGAGGCAAGGGACCAUGUGGCAGAGCAGUUCCUUCUCGACUGAGUAUCCAGGUGUUGGCUGGACGUACCUGUACUUCUUUUUCGAAUGUUUCCUCUACUUGGCCUUGGUUAUAUUAAUCGAGGAAAACUUCUUUGUAAAACGUCGACCAAAGGCUCCUCCUCCGCGUUUAAUGAAUCAGUAUGAGGAUGUAGAUGUUACGCAGGAGAAAGCACGUGUUGCCGACCUUGCACCAAAUGGUAUCAAUGAAUCUGCAGUUGUCAUUAGGGACCUUACCAAGAUUUAUAAAAGUAACAACGUCAGAGCUGUUGAUUCUGUUUCAGUGGGAAUUCCUUAUGGGCAAUGUUUUGGCUUGCUAGGAGUCAAUGGCGCUGGGAAAACAACGACGUUCUCGAUGCUUACUGGAGAGACUAAUAUCACUGGAGGAACGGCUUUUUUGAAUGGUCUUGAUAUUCAGGCCCACCUACGCAAGGUCCAACAAAGGAUCGGAUAUUGUCCACAGUUUGAUGCACUUAUUAACCAUCUGACUGGCCGAGAGAUGCUCGAAAUGUUUGCUCGUCUUCGAGGAAUACCAUCAUACAAAAUUCCAGAUGUUGUUAAUGCUGUCAUACAUGAUCUUAAUUUGGAAAACUACUCAGACAAAAUGUGUGGAACGUACAGCGGUGGAAAUAAGAGAAAGCUAAGUACGGCCAUUGCACUCGUUGGUGACCCGCCAAUAAUUUUCUUGGACGAACCAACCAGUGGCAUGGACCCGGUUUCGCGCAGAUUCCUGUGGAAUACGUUAAAGAAUAUUUUAGAUUCUUCACGAUCGAUUAUCUUAACCUCACAUAGCAUGGAAGAAUGUGAAGCAUUGUGUGAUCGACUUGUCAUCAUGGUUAACGGGGAAUUCAGAUGUGUUGGUGGGCUACAGCAUAUUAAAAGCAGGUUCGGACAAGGCUAUACCAUGAUGAUUAAGAUUGGUGAUAAAGAAACAGAAAGGCGACAUAGCUUCAGAAAAACAGGCUCGACGACCAACAGGGCUUACAACGUCAGCGUUUCUUCUAAUGAUGAGGCUGCAAUAAUCAACGAGUUAGAACAGGCCACUGGUAACCUGUCAGCCAAAACUGACAAUCAAACAAACAUUAAUCAGUCGACAGAGCGGUUGAAAUCUUUCAUUGCAAGACAUAUAAAAGAUUCUCAUCUUCUGGAUGAAAGACCGGGAAUGCUGGAGUACCAGAUCCUGAACCCAGACAUUUCAUUGUCGUAUAUGUUUGGAAUACUUGAAGACAAUGCUGCAGAUCUGGGAAUAAUCGACUACAGUCUGAGUCAGACCACACUUGAGCAAGUUUUCAUCAAUUUUGCCAAAUAUCAACGUGAAGAGGCAGCAAAGAAGAAAAAAUUAUGUGCCUGUUGUUGCACAUGAUUAAGAUGUAUUCAUUUUCAAGUUUAGUUUUCAAUUUAUUGGUGAAAUUUAAAAUUUUGAAAUUAGGCCCUUACAACUUAAAUAGGAUGUUGAUUUUGUUCUGAUGUUAUAAAUUUUCUUACAUCUUUAAUUUUUAUUGAGUUUCUAUGUUUAUUUAUGGGCUUUUUGUUAAACACUGUAAAACAAGUGACAUUUUUUUAGUUUUUCCUAUUUAUUUCUAAUUCCUUUUUCCAAUGUCAACAGCGUCUCUGUUUUAAUCCCUUAGUUUUCAAGCAGGUUUCUCUCCGGCCACUCCUCUAUCUCUAGGUUCUUUCUGACAAACCUUUUUUGUUUAUUUAGAUCAUAACUGAUAAAGUUCUUUAAUGGAAGCAUUCAUGUUUGAAUUUGUAGUUCAAAAUGUUUAGAUGCGAUUGUUUGAACAAUGUUUGUGAUGUUAUAUACUUAAAUGUGGAUAGGUUUCAAGUCUAGGAAGGGAGGUUCGCGUAUGGACGCGCGUACUUUCUAGAAAAUCUACUGCAAGAAGACAAUCGUUGAAUCAUGUAAAGAAAAUCAUAUUAUACAUGGGUCAUUCCAAACCAAACCAUCCAACAAAACCGACACAUUUCUGGCCUCUAGUCUUUAGGAAUUGAUACAAUUUUUUACACGUUAUUUCAAUAAAGAUAGCGAAAUUCCCGAAAUUCCUCCAAGAACAAUACGUACGAAAUCCAUGCUUGCAAUAACAAAACGUAAGAAAUUCAUAUUUGCAUUAAUGUUUCUGAAUUUUUUCCCCUGCAAUACCUUUUUAUCUUUACAAAUAAAGGUAAAAACGAGACUAUUUCGCUGGACGAAAACCUACCCCAACAACCCCAACAUGAUCAGAGGUUAGUGGCAUUUUAUAAGGAGGAGGUUGGGGAGCUGCUUACAGUUGCAUUGCCAGUUAUCGCCAUUUUAGCCUUAUGUAUAUCAUAAACAAUAUAUCCGAUAAUGCCUUGAUUGUUCUGAAAUACGUUACACAGACUUACAGAGUUCUAGAUAAUCUGUCUGAUGAAUGCAGAAGCAUGAAAAUCUGAGUAACGACGAAAUAUUUUUCAAUUUUAAUCUAACGAAUCCAUCCUGCAAAAUAAAGUAAAUCAUUUCUUACGCAUUGCAUGUACUAUAUUAAGAGUGAUUUAGACAUAAAUUAUUUAGAUGAUUUUAAUUUUUUUUUUGAAGUAGAUUAUGAAAGAAUAAAACCUAUCAGAGUAUCGAAACUGACAAUUUCUUUACUUCUUUCUGUCUGUUUAGACUUGAAUGUUUAUUAUGGCUUUUUUAUUGGCGAUAGAGAAUAAGUUAUGCAGGCGCGUCCUUUCUCUUAUUGUGUCAAACACUAAUGAGUGAGACGGGUGGGACUCGUUCUCUUACAAUUAGAAUGGAGCUAAAAGGCCCCCUCUUAUAGACCCCCUCUUGUAAACAUUCUCGCCUAAUUAAAACCAAACACACGCUUUGAACAAGAAACCGAGCCCGAGGCCUAGUUCAUGAAGUUCGUUAUUUUUGGACCUCUUUUGAUCGAAUUGCUGUGCUAAAAGUUCCUUAAUAGUUCGUUAGUUUAACUGCACAUUUGGUGCCCUGAAGAUUGCACAUAGUACGUUGAAAUUCUUAAUUAGUGUAGCUAGAUUCUUAACAGUUGCUUAAAACAAAGGUGUUAAACAGAAAGAAGACUAAAAAGAUGUUUGGUACACGAAAAAGUGGAAAUUAAAUCAAGAAGGAAAAUGAAACACUCGAUAGCUACCUGCGUAACACACAAUUUAAGAGAUUAUCAAUUCCAAAUGAAUGGAGUCAGCUUUCUAAUUCUUGAUCGUCGGCGAUGAUAAAAAUGUAGAAUUAAAAAGCGUCUUAGGGAUUUCGUCUUUAGUACUAACGGUUCUUUAAUUUUUUUCUGCUUUCUGCGUGUAGGUUCUUUCUUAAGUGAUUCCUUACAGAAAGAAAGCAUGUACAAAUGGCCUCAAAUAAAAGGAUCCCCUACACGUGAAAUUGAAAAAAACGCCCCACCUUUAGACACUUACUGUAAAAUGUCUCAAUAUCAUUAACACUGCCUACAACAGAGCAGCCCUGUUAUAGAAAAUUACAAAUGCAAAGAGGUGUGCAUACCGUAUUUCCCAUGAAAAUCGCCUAACCUUGAAAAAGCAUUCCCCUUCCCUUCAAAAAACGCCCUUCUCUCAAAAAACCUUGAUUGAUAAAAAGCAUAGAACCUUCGGCUACAUUACUACCAUAUAAUCUACACAAAAUGGAAGGUUUAACGAUUUCAUGAAUUGAAUACGGCUACAGUGAUCAGCUAUCGGCACUUGGAUUUUUAAAUUGGGAGUAGGUUGCAUCAAAAUCCAUCAAGUCAACAUUGGUGGAACUUGAAAAAAUAACGUGUAGUUUUUGAAAUAUUUAAAUCAUUCCGUCAAUCAUGACCUUAAUUCCUAAUUUUAUGUUUUUAAUCCUUCAUCGCUCAGAAAUUCAAGGCCAUGAAGUAUAGUCAAAUAA
Messenger RNA from Rhopilema esculentum, 7962 nucleotides. Its product is annotated as phospholipid-transporting ATPase ABCA3. Gene Ontology annotation, cellular component: intracellular membrane-bounded organelle; membrane. The record is from RefSeq and is a predicted model, not a curated record. Gene Ontology annotation, biological process: transmembrane transport; lipid transport. Lineage: Eukaryota; Metazoa; Cnidaria; Scyphozoa; Rhizostomeae; Rhizostomatidae. Gene Ontology annotation, molecular function: ABC-type transporter activity; ATP hydrolysis activity; ATP binding.